CCGCCGCGCCCGUCCCUGCCGGCCCUCCGUGAGCGCCUCCGCCGGAGCCUCGGCGUCUCCACACGUCUUCCCCGCUCGGGCUCUUCGCUGGCGGCGCCCCCUUCGCCUUGGAUCAUGUUCAAGAAGUUUGACGAGAAAGAGAACGUGUCCAACUGCAUCCAGCUGAAAACCUCCGUUAUUAAGGGGAUUAAGAACCAGUUGAUAGAGCAGUUUCCGGGCAUCGAGCCGUGGCUCAACCAGAUCCUGCCCAAGAAAGACCCGGUGAAGAUCGUGCGCUGCCACGAGCACAUCGAGAUCCUGACGGUCAACGGGGAGCUGCUGUUCUUCAGGCAGCGCGAGGGGCCUUUCUACCCGACGCUGCGGCUGCUGCACAAGUUCCCCUUCAUCCUGCCGCACCAGCAGGUGGACAAGGGCGCCAUCAAGUUUGUGCUCAGCGGGGCCAACAUCAUGUGCCCCGGCCUGACGUCCCCGGGCGCGCAGCUGUACCCCGCCGCGGUGGACACGGUGGUGGCCGUCAUGGCCGAGGGCAAGCAGCACGCGCUGUGCGUCGGCGUCAUGCGGAUGUCCGCGGAAGACAUCGAGAAGGUCAACAAGGGCAUCGGCAUCGAGAACAUCCACUACUUGAACGACGGGCUGUGGCACAUGAAGACGUACAAGUGAGCGCCCGGGGGCGCCCCGGGCCGGAGCCGGGGGCGCGGUGCUGUGUCUGUGUCUGUGUCCGCGUCGCGGCGUGAAGGGCCUUGCUCCGCGCCCGCGCACGUGCUCGGGGAAGCGAAACCCAAGUAAAGAUUUGCAAGGA
Messenger RNA from Lontra canadensis (Northern American river otter), 799 nucleotides. Its product is annotated as malignant T-cell-amplified sequence 1. The record is from RefSeq and is a predicted model, not a curated record. Gene Ontology annotation, biological process: formation of translation preinitiation complex. NCBI's taxonomy places the organism in Eukaryota, Metazoa, Chordata, Mammalia, Carnivora, Mustelidae. Gene Ontology annotation, molecular function: RNA binding. The transcript has a single exon. Bases 115 to 660 code for a protein of 181 amino acids.